GUGUGUGAGUAGCCACUGGGCGCAGAUCGUUUCCCGAAUCCGGUUCCGACGUGCCGACGACACCGAUGUCCGUGCCCACUGACUGAUCGCGCAGGGCUUUUUACCCGAACAGCACAGAACUGUAGCAGCUGACAGGCGGAUGCGGAGGGAGGCUCGCCAAACCCGGCGGAAUUCUCACGGUCCGCGGACUAGAACGCUCCUCUGUCCGGAUGCCGGCCUCCCAAAAAACAUAUGCUGAAAACUUUCAGCUGUCCGUUUGACGCGGGGUUGCUAUUUAGAUUUACAAGCCGGUCCGAGAGCAGCCAUGGUGCAGGUGCAAACUGUGGGCUAACGGGCACUGACAUGACUUAUUUCGGCGCUGACGCGAUUCGUUGUGCCAUGCCAACCCCGCAUUGUCAGAUGCCAUUUUACUCUGCGUUUCCCCGGCGUUUGGGUGUCCAUUAUUCUGGGCCUGUUGUGUAAUUUAGAGGUUCACGAGGCAGUAGCAAAAAAAAAAAACAGGCUGGUGCAAUGAGAAGCUACGCUGUCCGAGGAACAGUGCGCAGUUUGUGCUGAAGCUUAUGGGUCCGGCGAGCUCGAGCCCCCCGGCUUCUAGUUGGAGAGGUUGUGCUGCAGGACUACAGCGCGCGGGCUGUCGGCCACACAUCUGGACCGCCUGACUGCUGUCAUCUGCGGCCUGCUCGGACCGUGUACUCCUCGAACUUGUAUGUUUUAGGGGGGGGGACUGAGCGAGGUCGCUUCGGGCGGUGUCGCGUUAGGAAGGAGGGGGUGUAUAUUUGGCUCGGACUCCGGGUGGUGAUCCACUGGAACGCCACAGUCCAAACCCUGACAGGCUGACUUGACUACUCAAGGAAUUAAACGCUUGUCCAGCUAUGAAUUUUGCGUAGCCGAGUCACGUAUUUUUUUUUUUUAAAGGCAACGUUAGAGUGACAUUGCAGUCUUCUCGUCCCAUUGGUUAUUUCUUCGGCCGACUAGGAAAAAAAAAAUAGAAAAGAAUAAUAAAUAAAAGAGUGAAAGUGGAGUAUUGUCCGUCGUACGUCUCAACGCAGUGGGAUUUCUACGUCUGGUCGGCGUUCCCCCCCACCCUUCCCGCGGUGACGGUUAUGGGUCGGAAGCGGUGUGUCGGUGCAGAUUGUUCCAAGAUGGCGGCCGGGUGCUGCGGGGUGAAGAAGCAGAAACUGUCGGGAUCUCCCGGGUCGGGGGGUCCCGGCGGGGUGGGGGCGGGAAGCGGGGUGGCAGGAACCGGACAUUGUGGCUCGGAGUUGGGGAUUGGCUCCUCCGCGACGGUUGCAGCGGCGGCGAACGUGAGCAGAGCCAACGGCCUGGGGGGACCCGGAGGUAACGUUGGCGGCAGCAGCGGUAGCGGUAGCAGCGGCGGCACAAACGCUCUGUCGCCUGCCCCGGCCGGUUACACUACAUCCGGCCUCUCCCCGAACCUCAGUCCAGGACCGGGUUCGGGAAGCGGCGGCAGAAAAAUGGUUGUCUCAGCGGAGAUGUGCUGCUUCUGUUUUGACGUCCUUUAUUGCCAUCUGUACGGAUACCAACCUCCGAGAACACCCAGGUUUACAAACGAUCCCUACCCGCUGUUUGUCACAUGGAAAAUAGGCAGAGACAAACGGCUGAGGGGUUGUAUAGGUACAUUUUCUGCCAUGAAUCUGCACUCAGGACUCAGGGAGUACACCCUUACCAGUGCCCUUAAAGACAGUCGCUUCCCCCCUAUGACAAGGGAUGAGCUGCCUCGCCUCUUCUGCUCAGUGUCUCUUCUCACCAACUUUGAAGACGUCGGUGAUUACCUUGACUGGGAGGUGGGUGUCCACGGUAUAAGGAUAGAGUUUUUCAAUGAAAAAGGAUCAAAGCGCACCGCCACCUACCUACCAGAGGUUGCAAAGGAGCAAGGUUGGGACCACAUUCAAACCAUAGAUUCCUUACUACGAAAGGGAGGUUACAAAGCUCCCAUCACAAAUGACUUCAGGAAGACCAUUAAGUUAACCAGGUACCAUAGCGAGAAGAUGACGAUGGGUUAUGCAGAGUACAUUGCCCACCGCCAGCACCAUCACUACCAGAAUGGCAUCGGGCACCCGGUGCCGUCGUAUAACCAUUAUUCCUGACAGCGAGCCGCAUGACCAAUCAUUGGACCUCUCCGCGGACCUUUUCCCAGGAGAGCCAGCCCCUUCCUGGUCUAGCUAUUUCUACUACUGUACCAUUUUAUGAUGAUAGUUUCCGUUGCCGUGCUGGCCGUCUCACAGACGUUGACAUGGCAACGGGGGGCAACGAAGCAUCAUUCGAUUAUGGCAAGAAAACCAUGUUUCUUUUGUUUUGUUUGCCUGUGGUUGAGCUUUUGCAGCAUAUGUAUACCUAUAUCUACGACCCCCACCCUCCCCACCUCGUCCAUAUUAUUUGGGAAAUUAACCAAUAUUAGAUUUUUUUUCUUAAUAUUGCGUCUUUUCAGCAAACCUAAUCAGGUGUUUGAUUCUGUGGAUGGAAGCGAGUCUCCUUGGGUGGAUUUAGGCUUUGCUACAAUUUAACAUUUACUAACACGCUUUUUUUUGUGUGGUUCUUCUCCCUAUUGUUGCUCUUGUUUCUUGAACGUUACAAUCCGGACGUAUAUCAUGUAGCAAAGGCGACCGCAGUUUCAAAAGGCUGUAUCCUCUCUUCUUUCAGUUCCUCUCAAAAGCCCCGGGCGUCGCGCUAGCCUCGUAAACUGUCGUAGUGUCGUAGUUGGAAUAUGUAUCGGGGACGUGUGUGUACUCCAAAGCGUAGAUGGGAUGGGGUCGGGGGAAGGGGGGGGGGGGGGCGCCCCAGGCUCAGCUUCUUCCGUUUCUCGACCCGGGUCCCAAUUGUGUGUGUUCGUGUGUCGCCGUGUGUGGAUUAUAGGCGCCGCUUUGUCACAAGAUGGAAAAGCAGUUGAAGAAAUUGGGUUUUAAUCUAAAAAAAUUAGCUUUACAGUGACAAACUUUACAAUUUACUUUAAGUUUAAGCGGGUGG
Messenger RNA from Fundulus heteroclitus (mummichog), 2985 nucleotides. Its product is annotated as AMMECR nuclear protein 1. The coding region runs from base 1104 to 2108 and encodes 334 amino acids. The transcript is spliced from 6 exons. The record is from RefSeq and is a predicted model, not a curated record. Lineage: Eukaryota; Metazoa; Chordata; Actinopteri; Cyprinodontiformes; Fundulidae.